Molecule: messenger RNA, 860 nt
Organism: Acanthochromis polyacanthus (spiny chromis)
Lineage: Eukaryota; Metazoa; Chordata; Actinopteri; Pomacentridae
Product: MICOS complex subunit MIC26-like
Exons: 1
Coding region: 41-625 (194 amino acids)
Biological process (GO): cristae formation
Cellular component (GO): MICOS complex
Source: RefSeq, a predicted model, not a curated record
CCUCCGAGGACACCGUAGUCUUGCAUGGCCUGCAGGGAUCAUGUUGAAGGUGACAGGUAGUGCCAUGCCGGGAGCCCUGCGUUUCUUGCCGGUCGUCGUCUUCGCUGACGCCGGUGAGGCGGAGAAGGAGGUCCCGGCCCCGCUGAACCGGGACGACCUGUCUCUCUACGCAACUCCUCCACAGACGUCCCGGUAUGCGGAGCCCGAAGCGGGUCAACUGGAGGAGAGUGUCGCCACCAUCAGGAAGCUGGUGGAGCCGUACGCCGCUUGGUGUCAAGACACCUACGGCAGGAUCAAACCCAGAGUCCAGAGAGUGGUCCGGUUCGGGAGCGACACUUAUGCCUACUUGAAGGACCCGCCGAAGGACUUCUACCCGCGGGCGGGGGUGAUCGGCUUCACCGGGGUGCUGGGACUGUUCCUGGCCAGAGGCUCCAGGGUGAAGCGGCUGCUCUACCCGGCGGGCCUGAUGACCCUGAGCGCCUCCCUGUACUACCCGGAGAAGGCGGCCAAUGUCGCCAAGUCCACCGGAGACUCUGUGUACGACUGGGCGGUGCAGAGCUACGCCGCCGUAGAGAAGAUGCUGAGCCCGCAGAGCAAAGCCGAGGAGGCGGAGAACAAACCGUGAAGGAGCAAUAAGAAAGCCAACAGCAGCUUUAAUCUGAUACUGUAGAUCGACCUGUGCUACCUGUGUGACCGCUUCAUGCCCACUCUUUGCACUAAGCUUCACAUGUAAACUCAGGCCGGGCAUGGCCUGUCACGAAGGAUGGGUGAUUGUAACUUCUGCUUCUGAUUUGAAUGUAUAUUUAUGUAGCGAUAAAUCAACGUGUCUUACAAUUAAAAUCAGGUUUUACCAGCAAAAA